Ziziphus jujuba (common jujube) is the source of this 2291-nucleotide messenger RNA. RefSeq names its product arginine--tRNA ligase, chloroplastic/mitochondrial. The record is from RefSeq and is a predicted model, not a curated record. The transcript has 18 exons. NCBI's taxonomy places the organism in Eukaryota, Viridiplantae, Streptophyta, Magnoliopsida, Rosales, Rhamnaceae. Gene Ontology annotation, cellular component: cytoplasm. Gene Ontology annotation, molecular function: arginine-tRNA ligase activity; ATP binding. Bases 137 to 2080 code for a protein of 647 amino acids. Gene Ontology annotation, biological process: arginyl-tRNA aminoacylation.
AGGAAACCCUCUAUGAAGCCCCAAUAAGCAAAACUGAGCCUAUAAACAAUAAGAGAGCGAGCGAGGGUUUUCUCUCAGCUCAAAAACGCAAAAAUAAAUAAACAAAUUAAAAAAAAACCAAAAAUAUAAGAAAGUGAUGAGAGGGUCGUUGAACCUAAUAGUACCGCCGAAAUUUUCGUCUCCAUUGAUAUCCUUCAGUCCUCUUUCUCACCUCCAUUUUUCUCACUCUCCUCCUUCCUCUGACCAGUUCAAGGCGGCAUCUAGAAAGCUUAUUUUUGCAACAAAGAUACAGUCAGUGUCAACAAUGGCAACUGAGGAAGAAAAUUUGGGAAAUGUCAAGCGGCAGUUAGCGAAACUCUUUGAAGGGUCGCUUAGAGCGGUAGUUCCUGAUGAGCAAGAUGUAGAGCCUAUGAUUGCGGCUUCUACUGGAAAGUUUGUUGGUGAUUAUCAGUGUAAUAAUGCUAUGCGCAUAUUUUCUAAAAUAAAAGGAAGGGACCCUCAGCUUAGGAACCCUGCAUCUGUCGGGCAGGCUAUCGUGGAACAUCUUCCUCCAUCAGACAUUAUAGAAUCUUGCUCUGUAGCAGGAGCUGGAUUUGUAAAUGUUGUAUUAUCAAAGACUUGGAUGGCUAAGAACAUACAAAGCAUGCUAAUAGGUGGUAUUGAAAAUUGGGCGCCUCAGCUUGCAAUCAAAAGGGCUGUCGUUGACUUUUCCUCACCUAAUAUAGCAAAGGAAAUGCAUGUUGGGCAUCUGAGGUCUACUAUUAUUGGGGACACACUAUCCCGUAUGCUUGAGUUUUCAAAUGUUGAAGUUCUUCGUCGAAAUCAUGUUGGUGAUUGGGGGACUCAGUUUGGCAUGUUGAUCGAAUUCCUUUUUGAAAACUUUCCAAACUCAGAAGAUGUUAGUGAAACUGCCGUUGGAGAUUUGCAGACAUUCUACAAGGCAUCAAAACAGAGAUUUGAUAAUGAUGCUGCUUUCAAAGAGAGGGCACAACGGGCAGUUGUUCUCCUUCAGGGUGGGCAACCUGAGUACCGAAAGGCAUGGGCUCAAAUCUGUGAAAUCAGCCGGAAAGAGUUUGAUAGGGUCUAUCAACGCCUUGGCGUCCAGUUGGAGGAAAAGGGAGAAAGCUUUUACAACCCAUAUAUUCCAGCGGUUUUAAAAGAAUUGAGUGAUCAAGGAUUAAUUGAGGAAAGUCAGGGUGCUCGUGUGAUUUUUCUCGAAGGGUUUAACAUACCUCUUAUUGUUGUCAAGAGUGACGGUGGAUACAACUAUGCGUCAACUGAUCUGGCAGCUCUUUGGUAUCGGCUUAAUGAAGAGAAAGCUGAGUGGAUUAUUUAUGUCACUGAUGUUGGCCAGCAGCAGCACUUUGAUAUGUUUUUUAAGGCUGCAAGGCGUGCAGGUUGGCUUCCCGCUGAUGCUAACUUGUAUCCAAGAGUUAGCCAUGUUGGUUUUGGUCUUGUUCUUGGAGAGGAUGGUAAACGCUUCCGUACCCGCAACACUGAGGUGGUUCGAUUAGUUGAUUUACUUGAUGAAGCCAAGAGUCGCAGUAAAGCAGCACUUAUUGAGCGUGGUAAGGCUGAAGAGUGGACUGAAGAGGAGCUUGAGAAAACAGCUGAGGCUGUUGGUUAUGGUGCUGUUAAGUAUGCUGAUCUAAAGAAUAACAGAUUAACCAAUUACACAUUUGAUUUUGAUCAGAUGCUAAAUGAUAAGGGCAACACUGCUGUUUACUUACUUUAUGCUCAUGCUCGGAUCUGUUCAAUAAUUAGGAAAUCCGGUAAAGACAUCGUGGAGUUAAAGAAAACGGGGGUAAUUGUGCUGGAUCAUGCGGGUGAACGUGACUUGGCGCUUCAUUUGCUACAAUUUUCCGAGAUUGUUGAAGAGGCCUGCACAAAUCUGUUGCCAAACGUUCUGUGUGAAUAUCUUUAUAAUUUGUCAGAAAUAUUCACUAAAAAGUUUUAUUCAAACUGUCAGGUUGUUGGGUCUCCUGAGGAAACAAGCCGACUUCUGCUUUGUGAAGCAACAGCCGUUGUGAUGAGGAAAUGUUUUCAUUUGCUCGGAAUUGUUCCAGUUUACAAAAUAUGAUGUUUAUGCAAUAUAUAAAUUUACACACAUUUAAUAGUCUUUGAAUACAUUUUUCCGUCCAAAACUGUAAAAGUUGUUUACCUCGUGUAUUUGCACUUUUGGUGAAAAAGCUCUGCCCUGCCAACCAAGCGUUUGCAGCGUUUGUAAUUUUGAUCCACUCUCGCUUAAAAUUAAUUAUUCUUACGAAAUCAAAUAUUUAAUUUCGGCUUUA